This is a messenger RNA of Diuraphis noxia (Russian wheat aphid), 330 nucleotides long. RefSeq lists its product as uncharacterized. The record is from RefSeq and is a predicted model, not a curated record. NCBI's taxonomy places the organism in Eukaryota, Metazoa, Arthropoda, Insecta, Hemiptera, Aphididae.
AUGGCACCGUGCUCAGUGCUAGCUGUUGAUGGGACUUUUGGAGUCAUACCAAGAACUCCUGGGGAUGUUCAACAGUUAGUAACAAUUCAUGUWGUCUUGGAUAAUAUCUUAGUUCCUGUGGUAUAUGCUCUCCUAAAUCGCCGAACAGAGAGUGUAUACAUCAGGCUUURGCAGUUCAUAAAAAUUGAUUUUCCUCAGGGUAUAUUUCACUGGGAAAAUAUAACCAUUAUAGCCRACUUUGAAACAGCCAUGCGCAACGCUGUUYAAAGGGUAAUUCCUGAAUGUCAGAUGGUCGGUUGCUGGUUUCAUUAUAGUCAGGUACUAAUUUGA